UCCCAUACGCUGCGCCAGUGCCCGCGGUCGCGUUCCCUCCCUGGGGGAGUGGAUUUCCAGCGAGCGGAAGGAAGCUUCUCGGUCGGGGUCUCCGGGUGCAGUGUUUGUAGCGCAGAGCUACGGUGUCGUCUGUGCCUUUUAAUUUAUCGCCGCAGGUUAACGGACUGUUGGCUUGUGUGUGUCAUCGCUUUCAAGUGCCGGCCUGUGUUCCAGUGUUGUUGUUUCACCUGCUUUGCCUGUAGCCAGGUCGGCGGCUGUGGAGAUUCGGAACGGGGCCCGGGGGUUACCCCUUUUAUGCUACCGAGGGUUUCAGAAUGACUUCCCUCUUGACUUACACUAUUAAAAAUCUUCCCAGUGCAUCCAAAUGGGCCCUCAGAUUUUCUGUAAGAUCUCUGAGCUGUUCCUCCCAGCUACGAGCUGCCGCAGCUGCCCAGACUAAAUCGAAGAAAACCUUAGCCAAACCCAAUAUAAGGAAUAUCGUGGUGGUGGACGGUGUGCGCACUCCAUUUUUGCUAUCAGGCACUUCAUAUAAAGACCUGAUGCCACAUGAUUUGGCUAGAACAGCACUUUCGGGUUUGUUGCAUCGGACCAGCGUCCCAAAGGAUGUUGUUGAUUAUGUCAUCUUUGGGACCGUUAUGCAGGAAGUGAAAACAAGCAAUGUGGCUAGAGAGGCUGCCCUCGGAGCUGGCUUCUCUGACAAGACUCCUGCUCACACUGUCACCAUGGCUUGCAUCUCUUCCAACCAAGCCAUGACCACAGCUGUCGGCUUAAUUGCUUCUGGCCAGUGUGAUGUGGUCGUGGCAGGUGGUGUAGAGUUAAUGUCCGACAUCCCUAUUCGCCAUUCAAGGAAAAUGAGGAAGAUGAUGCUGGAUCUCAACAAGGCCAAGACUCUGGGUCAGCGACUAUCCUUAAUCUCUAAAUUCAGAUUGAAUUUCCUGUCACCUGAGGUUCCUGCAGUGGCCGAGUUCUCCACCAAUGAGACCAUGGGCCACUCUGCAGACCGACUGGCUGCUGCCUUUGCUGUUUCUCGGCUGGAACAGGAUGAGUACUCUCUGCGCUCACACAGCCUGGCCAGAAAGGCACAGGAUGAAGGACUCCUUUCUGAUAUUAUGCCCUUCAAAGUACCAGGAAGAGAUAUAGUUACUCAAGAUAAUGGCAUUCGUCCUUCCUCUCUGGAGCAGAUGGCCAAACUGAAGCCCGCAUUCAUCAAGCCCUAUGGCACAGUGACAGCUGCAAAUUCUUCUUUCCUGACUGAUGGUGCAUCUGCAGUGCUGAUUAUGGCAGAGGAAAAAGCUCUGGCCAUGGGUUAUAAGCCGAAGGCAUAUUUGAGGGAUUUCACAUACGUGUCUCAGGAUCCAAAAGAUCAGCUUUUACUUGGACCAACAUACGCUACUCCAAAAGUUCUAGAAAAGGCAGGAUUGACACUGAAUGAUAUUGAUGCUUUUGAAUUCCAUGAAGCUUUCUCAGGUCAGAUUUUGGCUAAUUUCAAAGCCAUGGAUUCUGAUUGGUUUGCACAAAACUACAUGGGUAGAAAAGCCAAGAUUGGAUCGCCUCCUUUGGAGAAAUUUAACGUCUGGGGUGGAUCACUGUCCCUGGGGCACCCGUUUGGAGCCACUGGCUGUCGGUUGGUCAUGGCAGCUGCCAACAGAUUACGGAAGGAAGGAGGCCAGUAUGGUUUAGUUGCCGCCUGUGCAGCUGGAGGGCAGGUAUGUCACAGAGGCUUCAUAGGAGCUUCUGGAAAGUCGUUUCCUUGGAAACAAAACAAACUCACCCAAGAAUGUUUGAUGUAGCUUAAUUUGAAACAGUCUUAGAACAGUUUUUCUGAUGACAGACAACCAGAAAAAAAGCAACCCAUUUUUGGGUGGAGAGGGUAUAACUUUAAUUCUGAUAUUACUUUGAAAGGAAGAAGCUAUUUAAAUCCAAGUUAUUUUUUUCCCUAAAAUAAUGUUUACAUUUUUUGUUUAUAAAAGUUAUGUAUGCCCAUUAUGGAAACUAUGGAAAAUACAAAAAAUGUGUAGGAAAUAAAAUUAGAAUCACUUGUAAUCCCCUCAUCAGACACUUAUUAUUCACACUUUGAUACGUUUUCUUCUUUAAUAAUAUUUUAUUCAUUUGUCUAGCCACCAUGAGACCUUAUCUAAAAAAUCUCUCCAAGAGGAAAACUGUCUUUCUUGAGAACUGAACUGUACCUUAAUGAAGAAUUAAUUUGCCUCUGGGUAACUUAUUGCUAUUUAGCUGAGGGAAAUUAUGUUUUUAUACAGAUUGUUUUCUGUCUGCUUUACUUGUGUUGUUGAUGAAACUUCCUACCUGCUAUAGCAUUUCACUGUGGGGAUACAAUCGAAAAGGAAAGGCUGGCUGUAAUCUUUUUUUUUUUUUUUUUAACUCUGAUGGAAACAGAUUUGAUUUUUCUCCAGGUAACAGAAACUGUCUAUUGCUGACCAAGAUGAGUAAGAUAUGUAAAAGUAUAAACAUCUUACAUUUAAAAGCCUUUAUUUAUGGCUUUUCCUCAGAGACUUUGAAGAAGCAAGGGUCAGUUAUUUUUAGGUUGGAAUAUUUUAGACUUCACAAUCAGCAGUAUUUUCUGAUCUGUGUAACUUCUUUUACAGAAAACCAUGGUCCGUCAGGACUGGAGCCUUCCCUCUUAUCUUUCUAUGCCAAAUUUAAAUGAGGGGAAAACUAGUGCACAGCACUGUACAUAUUGCGUAGUCCUCAUAGGUGAAUGUCCUUUGGUUUUGAGUGUUUGCUCUCUCAUUUUUUAAUCUAGCACAUAGAGGAUUAAUAACACAAUUCCAGAUGCUUUUGUGGAUGAACAAAGAAUAAUAUCCAGUAUUAUUGCUUUCCUCUAAAAGUUUACAGUGAGGAAGGAGGAAGUGAGGAAGGAGAUGCUGUAUCUUAGAAACUAGAUUAAAUUUGGCAUUGUUUUAUCAAGAGCCAAAUGAUGCUACAAACGUAAUUAGAUCAGAGGAGGAAUCCAUCUUUGUGGCUCUAGAGCAGGAUCUCUCAGCUUCAGCACUAGUAACAUUUUGGGCCAGAUGCUUCUUUGUUGGGGGGUGGGGGGAUUGUGCUGUGUGUUGUAGGGUAUUUAACGUGGUCUCUACCGCUAGACACCAGUAGCAAACCACCCCCCUCACUACACCCCGCCAUACACACAUAAUUGGGACAACCAAAAAUAUCUCCAGACAUUGCUAAAUGUCCUCUGCGAGGGUGGGGAGCAAAAUCAAUGCAGCUGAGAACCACUGACCUAGAGCAGUGUAAAAGAUUUGGAACAUGAAAACAACACAGUUUAAAUAAAACAGAAGAAGGAAUAUUCUACCUUAUUAUGGGCCCUUCUAGGACAACCCCAAGUCAGUCAACGCUUCCCACCCAUGUUCUUUUGUGUGCUUGUGCCUGUUUAAGGCAUUUAAGAGUUUGUUUUGAACUACAGUGCAUACUAGAUUGAAGAUAGAGACCAUGUAGCAAAACUGUACCCACACAGCGUUCAGCUUGGUGCCUUCUAAAUAAUAGUUGCUUAAUAAAUAUUUGUGGGGAUUGAAUUGAAUCUAGAAGCAGGGAGCAUAGUUAGACUGUUAACUAGUUUGAUGGCAGUCCAAAAGAUAGAAUGGCUAUGAUUAUCAGAUAAGAUUUAGACUAAUAAAAACAUAAAUUUCUAUACUAGGUUUAAAGUAAGGAGGUAACUAGAAUGCGGCACUGUGCCUAGUGCUAGGGAAGUAAUUUUCUACCUUUUUACCUUUGUGAGGCCUCAGAUCAGCAUCUGCACCUGCAUAGAGUAGUACAGAAGAGACCAAGUUUAGGAAUCAUCUGGUUUCAAGUCCUGGCCCUGUUACUUAGUAGCUUUGUAAAUUUGCACGAGUAACUUAACCUUUCAAAGCCUCAGUUUUCUCAUCUGGAAGAGAGAAAACUGUUGUUGUAUUCACUGUAUCAUGUUUAUUUUUAUACAGCUAAAAAAGCCCCCAUGGCUUAUUUUAAUAGCAACCACUUACAGAGCAUCUUACGAGGAAUCAGACUGUGCUAGAUAGACAGAUACUCAUGUGUAUACGUGUAUAUAUGUGUGUAUAUGUAUACACACACGUACGCUAAUUGAAUGCUCAUAAAAACACUUUGAAGUGGGCACCAUGAGCCCCAUUUUAUAGAGGAAGUCGAGGUUCAGAAUGGCUAAUAACUUUCCCAAGAUCACACAAUGUUUGAAUGGCAGAGAUAGGAUUAAAUUCCAAAGCCUGUUGUUCUCUGCUGCCUCCAUACUGGCUGGAUUCAUUGCCUUUCAUUGUUCUAAUUGAACUUUUUUUUCUU
This is a messenger RNA of Hippopotamus amphibius kiboko, 4284 nucleotides long. It is a transcript of the gene HADHB, whose product is annotated as hydroxyacyl-CoA dehydrogenase trifunctional multienzyme complex subunit beta. The transcript has 15 exons. The coding region runs from base 315 to 1790 and encodes 491 amino acids. Gene Ontology annotation, biological process: fatty acid beta-oxidation. Gene Ontology annotation, molecular function: acyltransferase activity, transferring groups other than amino-acyl groups. NCBI's taxonomy places the organism in Eukaryota, Metazoa, Chordata, Mammalia, Artiodactyla, Hippopotamidae. The record is from RefSeq and is a predicted model, not a curated record.